Ixodes scapularis (black-legged tick) is the source of this 739-nucleotide messenger RNA. RefSeq lists its product as uncharacterized. The record is from RefSeq and is a predicted model, not a curated record. Lineage: Eukaryota; Metazoa; Arthropoda; Arachnida; Ixodida; Ixodidae. The annotation marks the transcript as partial. The transcript has a single exon.
GGGGUGGGCGAGGAUACCCUGUCAGAGUUCACCUCUGAAGUUGUGAAAUACAUUGGGGGCUUCGUCAGCCGCCAGGUCACCAAGACGCUGAGCUGCCCAUCAUGUGUGAGUAUGCUCCUGGAUGAUAGCUUAACAGAAGUCCUUAUUACCAUCAGGGACAAUGGCGGGCUUGUGUACCCUUCCGAGCUUGUUUGCCAGCUUCUGCAGGAAACAGAAAAAAUCUUCAGAGUGGCCACUGAAGUUGGAACCGCUCAAAUCAGUGCAACUGUGUUGACCAUUCUCGCAUACAGAGCGUUUUACGAAAAACAUGCAGAGAGCUUUCAGAACCAGGCGCAUGUCAAUGACGAGCCAAUGCAUGCGGUGGCACUUGCCAAGGCAGUCAUCAAAAAAUAUGUCACGCUGCAGUUGCGACACUUGGCCCGCACCAUUACGGAAAGUUCCCGUGGAGUAUAUGUGCGGCAUACCUUGACAAAACGAGUCCUCUUUUGCCACCAGUAAUGUGGCACCCUGAAACCAUGCCUUCUUCUUUUUUUUCUUUACUCAGCUUGUAUGCAUUUUUCUCUUGCUUUGUUCCUUUAUUCAUAUUGUACUAGAACUUGCAGGUGGAUGUAAAUAUAUAAUGUGGAACAACAAUUUAUAUGCAAGUUCUAUUCAUGUGCUGUGUAUCUCGCAAGUCAGUUUUCUUUUAUCGAUCGUUAUGUUAAAUGUUUAACGUGUGUGAUAUGCUAAAAUGUGUAUU